Molecule: messenger RNA, 2310 nt
Organism: Physella acuta
Lineage: Eukaryota; Metazoa; Mollusca; Gastropoda; Physidae
Biological process (GO): regulation of transcription by RNA polymerase II
Cellular component (GO): nucleus; transcription regulator complex
Molecular function (GO): DNA binding
Source: RefSeq, a predicted model, not a curated record
UAAUUCAUCUUGGUCUAAAAAACAGAACUGAUUUUUAUGAACAUCAGCUGGGUACAGAUUGAGGCUAGAACUACAAGAGAACUUGAACUGAAGGUCCCGUCUGGCAACUCUAUAUGAAAGUCCAUGUGUCCAGUCACAUACAGACUGAUGUUGUAUGGAGCCUGUUCUGAUCGAGGCUAGAACUACAAGAGAACUUGAAUUGAAGGUCCCGUCUGGCAACUCUAUAUGAAAGUCCAUGUGUCCAGCCACAUUCAGACUGAUGUUGUAUGGAGGCUGUUCUGCAACGACACAUACUGCGGUGAGUUUUUAUAGGUCACGAUGUUCGUUGAAAGAAAUCAUGAUAAUUCUUAGGCUGCGUUUACACUACACGUCGGCAGACCGAAUUUCUGUUUCUGGCAACAAGGCCGAACAACUGGAAAGCAAACAAAAAGUAUAAUCCAGUACUGUUGGUUACACUAGAUCCGAACUCAUCGUCCGAGUCUUCAGGCACCUGAUGAUGAACUUAAAAUUUUGUUUCUGUUCUGACGGAAAACACAUUCUGAUGAAAAUUUAUCUGGCAGGGAUAAACAAAAAAGAAAAUGGAGGGCUUCAGUACAAAUAACGUUGUUGUGGUACUUGACACGGAGAAGCUUAUUUUACUAGUUCAAGAGAGAACGCCACUAUGGGAUACAUCGAACCCAUGCUACCACAAUAGAGACAUCUCAAAAAAAUUAUGGUCUGAAAUAGCUGAUGAACUCGGAUGUACAAUGUCACAAGCAAAAGCCAAAUGGCAAAAUUUACGAGACACCUUUAGGAAAGAGCACACAAAGAACAUAAAAAAAGUAACUGGAAGUGCAGCAGCUAACACUAAAGUACCAUGGAAAUACAUAAAUCAAUUAGCAUUUUUAAAUGAUGUUUUUGUUUCUAGACCAAUGCUAAGCAGUUUUCCAUAUACAUCAAGUUCUGAAUUUAGUGAAACUAUUGUGGCUGAAAUAAAUUUCAACAAUUCGGACUCACUGGACGAAGCUGCUGUGCGAGAUCCAGAAAUAGUUCUGCCAAUUGAAAAACCAAAGCUACAAUGCAAAAGAAAGGCAGACAAAGCUGACGCCAUUAAUCAGUUGAUAACAUUAGAGAAAAAGAAAUUAGAACAAAUUGAAAAGAUUAAUGACAAACAGGAGAUCAAGAAUGAUGAUAACUACCAUUUCCUGAUGAGUUUAUUACCAUAUUUUGAAGAUAUGCCUAAAAGAGUGAGCUUGUUAACAAGGAUGAAGAUACAACAAGUUAUUUUUGACACAAUUGAUGAUGCAGACUGUGAAUGAGCAAUGUGUAAUGAUUAAGAACUUUGUAUGUUAUCUGUUAUUACAUAGUCUUCUUUAUUCUUGACUAAUGUUAAUUAUUUGAAAUUACAAACAUGUUAUUGGUUAUUGAGUCUAAUUAUAUAAAAGUAUUUCAAGUAUGCAAUAAUGCUACUAAUUUGUUUUAUUUCAACUGAAUCAUCAGUGUUGUUUCAAAACAGUACAUUUGAUCUUGUGAUUUUGUUAUACGGGUAUUGCUAGAAACUGUAUUAUUUAUUUUUAUUCAUUGACUUGUUUUUGCUAUUAUUUAUCACUUUGAAAUCAUUACUUUCAAGUUUGUUUAUGGUGAAUUUGUGAUUCUACUGAUAUCCAGUUUUUCACUACUAGCUUGUAGUAAGGCUGAUGUUCUUUUAACUAUUACUUGUAGCCUUAACCAUGUAGUCAAUGUAAAUUAUUAUCUAAUAGUAGUACCUGUAGACUACUAACUAAUUAAUAAUUGCUAUAGAUUUAACUAUGUUCUCAUCAUACUGUAUUCUUAACUCUACUAAUUUUUAUCCUCAUGGUAAAAAUAAUAGUUUCAUUCAAAAGUAAUAAAUUUGUGGGUACAUAUAAUCCAUCAGAAGUUUAAGACCCUAUUUGUUAUUUUGAUAAAUAAUACGGGUCUGAAAUCAUGUAUUGUUUCAUUAAUUAUUAAAGCUUAUUAAAUUAAUUACUUGAUUUUUUGUUAUGGCUGUAUAAAAAUUAAAUGUGUUAAUAAAUUUCUUUUUAUUUUAUUUAAGACAUCUUCAAAUGCAGUCUUAAACUUAUUUUCUUUUAAUGGUAAAUUGAUGAAUUGAAAGGUGUGUUGAAGGAUGUUACCUAAUAAGAAUUCAAUGCUAGCUAGAAGGUCUGACAAGCAAGAAUAUAUAUAUAUAUAUGGUAACUUGACCAAUGGUCUCUAUAUUUUUAUGUAUGCCAAAUAUAAAUAAAAUAUAAACAACAGUAGCAUAACAACCAAAGAAGUUUAUUUCAAUUAAAUACCAGUGGCAUCAAAACU